Messenger RNA from Aphis gossypii (cotton aphid), 769 nucleotides. Its product is annotated as rRNA 2'-O-methyltransferase fibrillarin-like. The record is from RefSeq and is a predicted model, not a curated record. Bases 244 to 711 code for a protein of 155 amino acids. The transcript is spliced from 4 exons. Lineage: Eukaryota; Metazoa; Arthropoda; Insecta; Hemiptera; Aphididae.
GUUACGACAUCGUAAAAAAUCGCGGAAAUUAGUGGACCACAUUUGUUUUAUAUAGAAUUUUCCCAGCUUUUUGCCAAUGUACGACACUUGUAUUCUCACCUCCCGGAAGGCACCGGAAAACGACGAAAACCACCAAAUAGGCUGUGAUGCGGGGCAUUCGGACGGCGCGGUGGAAAACGAACGGCCGGUCGUUACGACAUCGUAAAAAAUCGCGGAAAUUUGUGGACCACAACUGUUUUAUAGAUGUACGGUAAUAUAACUAUAUUCGGUGGCUAUGGUCGCGGUCGUGGUGGUGGCCGCGGUCGUGGUGGUGACGGCGGUCGUGGUGGUGGCCGCGGUCGUGGUGGUGACGGCGGUCGUGGUGGUGGCCGCGGUCGUGGUGGUGGCCGCGGUCGUGGUGGUGGCCGCGGUCGUGGUGAAGGCGGCGAUGGCGACGAUGAGACCGUCGUCGUGGUACCACCACCAACCAAAAAGUUUACAGGAAAAUGUGACCUGUGCCAUGUCAAAGGGCACAAAGUUAUUCAGUGCCCAAAAUUCUUAUCAAUAAUGGCAUUGGCGGACGCAGCCACGGCGGGCGGCAGCGGCGAGUCCGGGGCGGGCGGCAGCGGCCAGUCCGGGGCGGGCUGCAGCGAGUCCGGGGCGGGCGGCAGCGGCCAGUCCAAGGCGGGCGGCAGCGGGGACGAUAACUCGACGUCUGCGUCUGAUGAAUAAAAUAUAUAUUUUUUCAUUAACAUUUACUAUUGUUUUUAUUUGUUUUCGUACAAAAUCC